This is a messenger RNA of Mycotypha africana, 1893 nucleotides long. RefSeq names its product putative blue-light photoreceptor PCMADA3. Bases 1 to 1893 code for a protein of 630 amino acids. The transcript is spliced from 6 exons. Gene Ontology annotation, cellular component: nucleus. The record is from RefSeq and is a predicted model, not a curated record. Lineage: Eukaryota; Fungi; Mucoromycota; Mucoromycetes; Mucorales; Mycotyphaceae. Gene Ontology annotation, biological process: regulation of DNA-templated transcription. Gene Ontology annotation, molecular function: zinc ion binding; protein binding; sequence-specific DNA binding.
AUGAAAGGUCAUAAACAGCAGCAACAAGGGCAGGAUACAGCUGCUUUAACAGGCGUCUAUUCAAGUACGGGUUUUGACAUGAUAAAUAUACUUGUUCGACUUACCCAAAGGUCAAACCCACAAAUUCAAUUGGGACCCGUGGAUUUAUCUUGUUCUUUUGUUGUAUCUGAUGCGAAUGCAUUUGAUCAGCCUGUCGUAUAUUCUUCGCCGGCGUUUGAACGAUUGACAGGUUAUACAAACAGUGAAAUUGUUGGUAGAAAUUGCCGCUUUUUACAGAGCCCUGAUGGCCAGGUAACAUGUGGUUCCAGAAGGCAACAUACAGAUAAUGAAGCAGUAUUUUAUGUGAAAUCACAACUGAAUCAAGGAAAAGAGCAUCAAGCAAGCAUUAUUAACUACCGAAAAGGUGGACACCCUUUUGUCAAUUUGAUUACGAUUGUGCCUCUUCUGGACGCCUUUGGGAAGAUCGAGUAUUAUGUUGGGCUUCAAGUGGAUUUAGUAGAGCAACCCAAUGCCAUUUUAGAAAGAAUGCAGAAUGGGACCUACGUCAUGAAUUAUAGCCUGCCAGUACAUUUUGCUGACUAUCCAUCCCCAAGUAGGGUUUUAGAUACUUAUUUCCAAGAAUUGCCAACUGGAAAAAUAAGCAUCGGCUCUAGUAAUAACAGCUUGCUCAUACAGCAACAGCAUGUUCCGAGUAGUAUCAAUCUACUGCCGCACACAUCAACAGCAACAACAGCAGAAAUGGAUGCUGAUACGGUACAGAAAGAAUGGAACCAUCUUUUACUCGAAGAAAGCUGCGAUUUGAUACAUGUAAUAUCACUCAAAGGAACCUUUUUAUAUGUGUCUAAUGCCAGCUACUCUUUACUCGAAUACGAACCGGCAGAACUACUAAAUCAGUCCCUUAGUACCAUUUGUCAUCCGUCCGAUAUCGUCCCCGUCAUGCGUGAGAUCAAAGAAUCCACAGCAUAUCCAGACAGAAACAUCUCCCUCUUAUUUCGUGUCCGCAGAAAAUUUUCCGGAUUUAUCUGGAUGGAAUGCUUUGGACAGGUCCAUAUGGAUCAAAGCAGGAGCAGAAAAUGUUUGAUUCUAUCAGGGAGACAGAUAUCAGUGUACGCGCUGGCAAAGAAAGCAUUGAUGCUGCAACAACCAACAACCCACAAGAAAAAAGAAGAAUUUUGGGCCAAGCUUUCGGUAGCAGGUCUAUAUUUGUAUGUGACAAAAGGAUGUGAGAAAGUAGUUGGUUAUUCACCAUCGUCACUAGAGCAAGAAUCUGUUUUUCAAUAUGUUGAUACCUCCGAAAUAGUUGAUGUCCGAAAGGCAUUGGAAUGGAUACAAUACGAUACUAUGGCAGGCCGAGAGCAGGAAGCCGUAAGGCUAUCGCAUACAUUCCUGAAUGCGAAAGGGAACUAUGUGCCUGUGACAAGUACUUUCUGUCGAGGAGACGCGUUAAGUAACAACUCGACGGAUGUUGAAGGUAGACUUCAAGCUUCAUUUAUUUUAAUGCACGUCCAAUUACAAGACUCGACGGCCGGUAAUGGUGGCAUGACUACGAACAACGAAAUAUCGACGACCAAGUUGGCGAUGAUUGCCUAUCCUACUAAUAAUGCAAAACAUGAAAACUUUUUUGCAGAGUUAGAAACGACCAGAGGUACGAGUUGGCAAUAUGAGCUGCACAAAUUACAAAGUUUAAACGAGCGUCUCAGAGAUAAAAUAUCAAAUUAUAACAAGCCAAACACUCGAACAUGCCAACGAAAAAGGGUAAACGUUUUUAAGCUUCGAAUCUGCGCCAACUGUCAAACAACCGAAUCACCUGAAUGGCGAAAGGGCCCCCGUGGCCCGAAAGAGCUGUGUAAUGCUUGUGGAAUACGAUAUUCCAAAUUUUUAUCACAAAAGUAA